Sardina pilchardus (European sardine) is the source of this 1419-nucleotide messenger RNA. RefSeq names its product zinc finger protein 664-like. Gene Ontology annotation, biological process: regulation of gene expression. The record is from RefSeq and is a predicted model, not a curated record. The coding region runs from base 1 to 1419 and encodes 472 amino acids. The transcript has 5 exons. Gene Ontology annotation, cellular component: nucleus. NCBI's taxonomy places the organism in Eukaryota, Metazoa, Chordata, Actinopteri, Clupeiformes, Clupeidae.
AUGUCAGGAUCAGACCAGCUCACGGCAGUGAAGAAGGAGAGUGAAGAAGAAUUUGAUGAUUUCCUACAAGAGUAUCUGUUUACAACUAAGAAAGAGAACGAAGAAUAUGGACUGGAACAUGAAUGUAAGACUGAAAUAUCCAUGCCACUACAGGACAUUAAAAAGGAAGACAUGUCUUCAGAUCUUCAUGACCACACAGAUUAUUUUCCAAGAGCUUUUAUUGAUAAGUACGCUCUUAAGAAACAUCAGAUGAUCCAUACUGGAGAAAAGCCACAUCAGUGCUCUCAGUGUGGAAAGGCCUUUACACAAAAGGGUCAUCUCAAAAUACAUAAGAGGAUCCAUACUGGAGAAAAGCCACAUCAGUGUUCGCAGUGUGGAAAGGCUUUUACAGAUACAAGUCAUCUUAAGAAACAUCAGAGGAUCCAUACUGGAGAAAAGCCACAUCAGUGUUCUCAGUGUGGAAAGGCUUUUAAAUGUAUAAGUGAUCUUAAGAGACAUCAGAGGAUCCAUACUGGAGAAAAGCCACAUCGGUGUUCUCAGUGUGGAAAGACAUUUACAGAUACAGGUGAUCUUAAGAGACAUCAGAGGAUCCAUACUGGAGAAAAGCCACAUCUGUGUUUGCAGUGUGGAAAGGCCUUUGCAUCGAAGGGUCAACUCACGCUACAUCAGAGGACUCAUACUGGAGAAAAGCCAUAUCAGUGUUUGCAGUGUGGAAAGGCUUUUACAGGUACAGGUGAUCUUAAGAGACAUCAGAGGAUCCAUACUGGAGAAAAGCCACAUUCAUGUUCUCAGUGUGGAAAGGCUUUUACAGAAAAGGGUCAUCUCAAGAUACAUCAGAGGAUCCAUACUGGAGAAAAGCCACAUCUGUGUUCUCAGUGUGGAAAGGCUUUUACAGGUACAAGUAAUCUUAGGAAACAUCAGAGGAUCCAUACUGGAGAAAAGCCACAUCGGUGUUUGCUGUGUGGAAAGGCUUUUUCAGGUACAAGUGAUCUUAGGAAACAUCAGAGGACUCAUACUGGAGAAAAGCCAUAUCAGUGUUCGCAGUGUGGAAAGGCUUUUGAUACAAGUCAUCUUAAGAAACAUCAGAGGAUCCAUACUGGAGAAAAGCCACAUCAGUGUUCUCAGUGUGGAAAGGCUUUUAAAUGUAUAAGUGAUCUUAAGAGACAUCAGAGGAUCCAUACUGGAGAAAAGCCACAUCGGUGUUCUCAGUGUGGAAAGACAUUUACAGAUACAGGUGAUCUUAAGAGACAUCAGAGGAUCCAUACUGGAGAAAAGCCACAUCUGUGUUUGCAGUGUGGAAAGGCCUUUGCAUCGAAGGGUCAACUCACGCUACAUCAGAGGACUCAUACUGGAGAAAAGCCAAUGGCACAAAAACUCCUCAACGUCACCUUGAGGCCCAUCCCGACCAACACCAUGUAA